CUGUAACCCUUAACUUUGUCUUUGAAAAUGGGAGACCACAAAAGGACUUUCACUGAUGUGAAGAAUGUCAUACUGUCUGCUCACGAGGACAGUGGGCCACGGGAUAAAGUGUCCUUCUAUGAUAAAUGGGCAGAGCAGUAUGAAGAGGACGUAGCCCUCCUUGAUUAUCGAGCUCCCACUCUCGCCACAGACUGUAUUGCUGAACACUUCAAAGGUGAAAAGGGCAGUGCAAAGGUUUUGGACGUGGCCUGUGGAACAGGCCUCGUCAGCCUCAAGCUGAAGGAGAAAGGUUUCCAGUGUUUCAGUGGUGUGGAUGGCAGUGAGGCGAUGCUGAAGUUGUCCAGAGGGACAGGGCUGUACCAGAAUCUCUGGCCGUGUUUGCUCGGGCUAGAGGCACUUCCUGUCCCAGUCGACACCUAUGAUGUCACUGUCAUUGUGGGAGCGUUGAGUGUGGGACAGGUGCCAGUCUCUUUCAUCGAGGAGCUGUGGCUUGCCACUAAACCAGGUGGCUACAUGUGCAUGACCACCAGGGCCAAUCCUGACAACCUGCAGUAUAAGGCGGAGCUGGAGCGCCUGCUGGAGGCCAUGUGCGGGGACGCACGGCUGGCCCAGGUGUGUGUGACCGAGGUACAGGACUGGGAGAGGGCGGUACAGGAGCAUGAGACUGGAUACAUACCCGGGGCCGUCUAUCUGUACAGGAAAGCUCUAGCCACUCAGUCAAGCUGAAGACAUGACAAUUGCUACGUUUACAUGAGGCAUUUAAUUCGGAAUUAACUGACUUUAAUUCUGAAUAAAGCUUAAUUCCUCUUUGAAAACAUCAUGUAAAACACCUCUUAAUUCGGAAUUAAAAGAAAGAUCAAAGUAAACUCAACAGAACUAUUUCAUUCGGAAUUAUUGAUUCGGAAUUAAAAACAUCAUGUUAAACGUAGUGAAUGUGUGCAAAUAAUUUCCUCAAAUUCUGUGCUCUCCUCUCUCCUCCGACCUUGUACACAAAGGCGGGUUAGUGUGUUUCGAUUUUCGUGUAGUUUCAUAUUGGGAAUUCAUUUGACAUUCGAAACACAUACUUGAAAUAUGAAAAAGAGCGUUGCCUUGUUUUCGCCAAACAACUUUAAAAUAGAGAUGAAGGAUUUAAUGUGCCACAAGGCUCGGUUUUUUUUUUGGAUGUAUCUCGUAUUCUGAAUGUUUAAUGAAUGUACGUAUAGUGUAAAACUGAUUACCACCAAUUUCAGUUGGAGGGAGGAGCUCCGUUGACCUUUAACAUAACAUCUUGAAGUAGGCAAAAGGCCCGUAUUUGACAUGUAAUGCGGCAUCGCUCACCUCCUGAUCCCAGUUAGACAUGAAGUGUAGGGAAGUGCUAAUAGAGCGCCUAAUAUAGCGCCUUCCUGACCAUGGUUCAUAAUUUGCCACAAUUUUGAGUGAAUGUGAAUGGAGUAAGACAAGCUAAAUCUGGAUUACAUUUGACAUGU
Molecule: messenger RNA, 1466 nt
Organism: Engraulis encrasicolus (European anchovy)
Lineage: Eukaryota; Metazoa; Chordata; Actinopteri; Clupeiformes; Engraulidae
Gene: mettl27
Product: methyltransferase like 27
Exons: 5
Coding region: 28-726 (232 amino acids)
Molecular function (GO): methyltransferase activity
Source: RefSeq, a predicted model, not a curated record